This is a messenger RNA of Triticum aestivum (bread wheat), 1201 nucleotides long. RefSeq lists its product as uncharacterized. Lineage: Eukaryota; Viridiplantae; Streptophyta; Magnoliopsida; Poales; Poaceae. Gene Ontology annotation, molecular function: DNA binding. The record is from RefSeq and is a predicted model, not a curated record. The transcript has a single exon. Gene Ontology annotation, biological process: regulation of DNA-templated transcription. The coding region runs from base 33 to 1061 and encodes 342 amino acids.
GCUAGCUCUGAUCAAGGGAAGGCGAUUGAAUAAUGGCCGGCCAUGAGGAGCUCUUUCUCGUCGGCUCCACCUUCAGUCCCCAGGAUCACGAGCUCAUCAACCAGUUCCUCCGCCAGAAGAUCGCCGGAGCAGACCUAGGCCGCUUCAGCAGCUUCAUCCACGAAGCCGACGUCUACUCCGCGCCACCUGGGGACCUCAUCGAGAACCGUGCCCACGCGCCUGGCUCCGACAAGGACGACGGCAAAGGAGGCGUGUGGUACUUCUUCUCACCGGUCCGUCGUCACCAGACCAAAGGUGGCUGCAGCGGAAGGCGACAGCGUGUCGUCGACGACGACGAGGGUUACAACUGGCACUCGGAGAAGAGCGAGCCCGUGCUAGACACUCAAGGUAAACGGGUUGGCUUCAUUGACAAACUUUCCUUUGGGAUCAAGAGGCCUGGAGCAGCCAGAACCAGGCUUGGGUGGUGCAUGAAGGAGUACGGCCUCGACCACGACGACGAACAAGACGGUGCGGCCGGACUGGUGCUAUGCAAGAUCUACGUCUCUCCCCACAAGAGGGAGAUUACCUACGCGUCCGUAAUCAAUGCCCCCGGUUCCAAGAAGAAGAGGAAGGCGGCCGCCGACGUCCAACAUCCGGAGGCUCCACGUCCGAAAACCCCACGCCGCCAAGAAAUGUCCAUCCAAGAAGAAGAAGAAGAAGCCGGCGGGACGCUUCGGGAGUUCGAGCGUUCGUUCAUGUCCGACCAAGACGAGACGUUGCCCCCCGGAGUAGCGGACGACUGCAGCGUGGAUCCAAGUGGCUUUUUCACCGACAUGCUUCCAGAAUUAGGACUGACGCUCCAGGGAAAUACCGAGGCGUCCGAGCAUGGCAGCGACUGUACAUUGGAGGAGUCCUUAGCCGGCGAAUAUGGCGACGUCCACCAAGACGUUGAGACGGCGGAGGAGGAUGACGGCACCUUCCAGUGCACAUGGGAGGAGAUGUUCGGCGACAACAUGGAAGUGGCAUGCCCUGCCCCGCCGACGGCGUCGUUGCACGUGAGGACCGAGUGUGCGUGUGUGUGACGGGAACUGCGGAAUUUGCAUCCCAGUGUGCGUGUAUGUCUUGUUGAUUGCACAUUGUUGAUGAACAAGCCAUCCAUAUGUGCAGCAGAUUAAGUAAUUGAUAUUCUUUUAUCAUAUAUUCAUAUUAGAAUACGUAAUGA